This is a messenger RNA of Selaginella moellendorffii, 1090 nucleotides long. Its product is annotated as tRNase Z TRZ1. The record is from RefSeq and is a predicted model, not a curated record. Bases 35 to 1018 code for a protein of 327 amino acids. NCBI's taxonomy places the organism in Eukaryota, Viridiplantae, Streptophyta, Lycopodiopsida, Selaginellales, Selaginellaceae. The transcript has 8 exons.
ACCCUAAUUCCAUAAUCCGCAAGAACAACACAAUAUGCUGGCUAUGGCGGGAAGCCCAUUUUCUUUGAGAAUUGUAGGGUUGAGGCAUCGAUUAGGAAGGGCGACGGCGGGAUUCGCAAUGGAGGAAGUGGCGCUGGAAGACGCGAAGCUCAAAUCGAGCGUGCGCGGAGGGCGGCGUGAUCUGGCGAGCGUGAACGCGGGCGGGUUCGCCGUAGAAGGUAUUUCCAUCGGCGGCCAUGAGACCUGUGUGAUCGUUCCAUCCAUGAAAAUCGCGUUUGAUAUUGGACGCUGUCCUCAGCGGGCGAUCUCUCAGGAUUUUCUCUUCAUUUCUCACUCUCACAUGGAUCACAUUGGAGGGAUUGCCAUGUACGUUGCUACUCGCGGCCUCUACUCCAUGAAGCCUCCCACGAUUUUCGUUCCUUCAUCGAUCAAAGCCACCGUGGAAAAGCUCUUCGACGUUUACAGGGAGCUCGAUCAAGCAGAACUCUCGAUGAAGCUGGUCGGACUUGAUAUUGGUGAAGAGUAUGAUCUUGGAAAAGGAUAUAUCGUCAAGCCUUUCAAGACGUACCACGUAAUUCCCAGUCAGGGCUACAUAAUCUAUGCUGUGAAGAACAAACUAAAACCCGAAUACGUGGGCCUUCCCGGUGACAAAAUCAAGUCUUUACGAUUCUCCGGCGUGGAAGUAACGAACGUCACUCGGAGUCCAGAGGUGGCUUUCACGGGAGACACCACAGUGGAUUUCAUAGGGGACGAGAACAAUGCCGACGUUUUACGUGCAAAGCUGCUGAUCAUGGAGGCUACAUUCAUCAAUGAUAGCGGAACUGUAGAACACGCUCGAGAAUACGGCCACUCUCAUCUUUCAGAGAUCGUCGCAUUGUCUGACAAGUUCCAAAACAAAGCGAUUCUCCUCAUCCACUUCUCUGCGCGGUACAGCAAACAGGAGAUCAUCGAAGCUAUUGAGAAACUCCCAGAAACUCUCAAGUCUCGGACGUAUGCUCUCACGGAAGGCUUCUUCUAGAGUGUAAAUUGGUCUCUCGUCGCGGAUAUUCAAAGGCAUCAAUUUUGAAAUGGAGCAUAUCCCUUUCGCGCC